Neltuma alba is the source of this 587-nucleotide messenger RNA. RefSeq lists its product as uncharacterized. Bases 17 to 541 code for a protein of 174 amino acids. The transcript is spliced from 2 exons. The record is from RefSeq and is a predicted model, not a curated record. Lineage: Eukaryota; Viridiplantae; Streptophyta; Magnoliopsida; Fabales; Fabaceae.
GUUCAAAAUCUUCUCAAUGGUAGCAAAGAUCAAAAGAAUUCCAACAAAAUCCAUGAAACCUCGCCGUAAGCGAAAAUCUCCGAUCGAACAUGUGGUGACUAUCUCCUCCGCUGUCCUCUCCUCCAUCCGCGGCCGGAUCACCAAACUCUUCUCCAAAUUGACACAAAUCUCCACUCCCAAUCGUCGCCAUAAACGCUAUCGGUUCCUGAAAAAGAUACCCCACUGGAAAGAAGAACAAUUUUAUGAACAAUCCUUGAACUCUUUUCGCAUAAAUCUCUUUUCUGAUCCCUUCUUGUUACCCUCAUUGAAUUCCCCCGAUAGAAAAACCGUCUUUCUCGACCUGGACGAAACCUUAGUCCAUUCCAAGGCCAAUGCACCACCAGAACGAUUUGACUUUGUUGUGAGGCCGCAAAUCGACGGUGAGAUUAUGACAUUCUAUGUUCUGAAGCGGCCAGGAGUGGAUGACUUCUUAGAAUCAUUGGCGGCGAAGUAUGAGGGAAAUAGAUGGGAAGCUUGUGAAGGACUUGUCUACGAUGGGUAGGGAUUUGAAACGGGUUGUUAUCGUUGAUGAUAACCCAAAUUCGUAU